GGUUCUCGUAUCCGCAUCGUGUGUAUGUUCGAACGUUCCAGGGGUUUCCUUGGCCGGCGUGCUUUUUCAGCUCAUCCGACGUGAACCACAGACAUCGCGCUCCGCUGGCGACUGUUGUUGGCAGCACUCGAAGAUUACGGCACCACGAAUAACGAAUUGUUCACACAAAAAAGCAGCACCGUUUGCAGCAACUGAUAAGAAGCUACCGCCACCGCGAGCGAGACAAAACAGGGGUCCAAACCCACACGAACAUUCCGGCCGCCGCUACAACAACACACGCUGGUGACGAAAUCUAGCAACUGCCGUCGUGGUGACCGGUAAGCAUCCAGAGCGCGGUUGCUUGGAUGAGUAAGUGACGACGACGUAGGUAGCACACAUUGUUGUCGUGUGUCCCGGGCGGCAGGGCAAGAGAUUUGGCGGAUGCGGACAACCGCCUUUGCGGGAAGCAAAAGGAGUGCAACAGCUUCGCUAUUAUAUUGUAAAAACGAUCGAGAGAUCAACCAAGCGAACAAAUCUCGAGAAGCCGAGCGUGUGCCACCAGAGUACCACCACUGUCUCCUUGUGUUUGCUGAUAAGACCGGCACACACCACACAUCGGCGGCGGAAUAAUCGGGUGGGUAAAUAUAGGCUUUUUUCCUCCCCCCCCCCGGCGGGGCCACUACCACCGUCAACUACUACGCGGGGAGGAGGUGCGUGCGUGCGUGCGGAGACACAGGGGUGCAAUCGACCGGUGAGCAUUGUAAGAGUGGCGAUCCCCGCCGGCAGUAUCUCGCAGAGAGGGCCCGCGCAAUAAUAUAGUCCGAACUCGUACUGGUCCGCGAUGCCAUUACAAUACCAGACCGGGCAAGGAUAGCAACGACGCAGACGGGAGACCAGAGCCCAGAGAGCUUCAUACCGGAUCGGCAGAUUCCAGCAAGGGAACAAACGAGCGUCGUGAAAUCCUUGGUGUUUCACACAAUCCGUGUUUCGGACACACCGUGGGGCCACGAAGAGGAGGUUCAGUGUGUGUGUGCUCUGUGCCAUUGUUUGCCGUGAGAGUGCGUGUGGAGGUUUUGUGAGAUUAGCCCCAUACGGUCAAUCACCGAUACCCGCGAGUGCAGCAUCGUCCAAGAGUUUGCCUAAGAUCUUGGAGGAUCGUCUCUUUGAGCGGUGGUGAAAUCUUUUCACCGUUAGUGUGUGUGCGUGUGUGUGUGUGUCUGUCGGUGGUUCGUCGUUUGUCGUGCCAAUGUUGCUAACGCAGCUAGAGAUUGCAGUCGGUAAUCCAACGUUAAAGCGGAAGUACAGUGGCGACUACGGUGCUCUCAAGAAAAAGAUGGAAGCCAUCAACUGGAACAAAAUCAUGUACAUCCCCCAGGAGGAAAAGCUGAUAUACUUCGACCAGAAGACGUACCGACUGCCGGAAGCGAUCGUGACGAUGUACGCCGACCGUGUGCAGCAUCUCGAUCUGAGCCACAACAAGCUGUCGUCCUUCGAUGCGCUGGAACGCUUCCCGUAUCUCGUCGAGCUCGUGCUGGACAAUAACUACCUCACGGACGAGAUUAUCUUUCCCGCACAGCUCAAUAACGUGAAGCUGCUUUCACUGAACAAUAAUAAGUUCAAGAAUUUGGAUCUCCUGCUCACCAAACUGUCGCUCUGCUUUCCCGAGCUGGAGUAUCUGAGCUUGCUGGGCAAUCCUGCCUGCCCGUGCCAUCUGCUCAACCUGAAGUACACGGAAUACGAUUAUCAGAAAUAUAGACUGUACAUCAUCCGACACCUUCCGAAGCUUCGCAUCCUUGACGGCCAGCGGGUGAAAAAGAUGGAGCGCGACUUUGUGCGCUGCCAGCUGGAGAACUACGGCGAGACGCUCGACAACGAUCCGAACGCGGUGUCCGGUUCGGCCAAGCAGCAGCAGCAGCAGCAAACGAACGGCACCCGCAAGAGCAACACGCUGAAGCAUCUCUACACGACCGUCAGCAGUGGGUUGGGAUUGGGCCGGAAAAACCCGCCGGUGUACAGUCCGCUGCCCGAGACGUUGCGCGAGGUGGGCGAUCAUCGGGGCGCGUACGGCCGGUGCCGCUACCGGUACGUUGGGGCACAGUCCGAGGGCAACCGGUUUAUACUCAACAAUGACUUAUGAGUAGCGUC
Messenger RNA from Anopheles merus, 2124 nucleotides. Its product is annotated as leucine-rich melanocyte differentiation-associated protein-like. Gene Ontology annotation, biological process: melanocyte differentiation. Gene Ontology annotation, molecular function: protein binding. Bases 1226 to 2116 code for a protein of 296 amino acids. The record is from RefSeq and is a predicted model, not a curated record. The transcript is spliced from 4 exons. Lineage: Eukaryota; Metazoa; Arthropoda; Insecta; Diptera; Culicidae.